Penicillium cosmopolitanum is the source of this 3210-nucleotide messenger RNA. Its product is annotated as cation-translocating P-type ATPase. Bases 1 to 3210 code for a protein of 1069 amino acids. The record is from RefSeq and is a predicted model, not a curated record. Gene Ontology annotation, molecular function: P-type sodium:potassium-exchanging transporter activity; ATP hydrolysis activity; ATP binding. NCBI's taxonomy places the organism in Eukaryota, Fungi, Ascomycota, Eurotiomycetes, Eurotiales, Aspergillaceae. The transcript is spliced from 11 exons. Gene Ontology annotation, biological process: intracellular sodium ion homeostasis; sodium ion export across plasma membrane; proton transmembrane transport. Gene Ontology annotation, cellular component: membrane.
AUGGCCAAUUCGGGAACUGCCCUGCGAUGGAAAAUUGGGGACGAAGAGGCAGUGGAUGAAAUUUCAGUGGAGAGAAAAGACAAUGAAUACGAUAAAGGCAAGGAAAAGAGGCUUCGUCGGCACUCAAGCUCGAGGACGAUUGAUCCGAAAUCUGCCAUUCCUAUUGAAUAUCGGAGCCUUUCGUUCGAGAUUGAGGAUGAAGGAGAGAGAAACAGGCGAUUUAAACGCCAGGCGGAGAAUGAUAAAAUGGUCGAAGAAUGGCGCAAUAUUGAGUGGCACACUUUAUCUGCGGAAGAAAUUCAAAAGCGCCUCGAUGUAGAUGCAUCGCUUGGAAUCUCGAGCAGCUCUGCUAAAGAGCGUCUUCAGAAAUAUGGCGCAAACAAAAUCUCUCCGCUCCCAAAUCCUUGGUUCUGGAGGAUUCUUGGCUACUUCUUCAAAGGAUUCGGCUCGAUUCUUAUGAUCGGUGGCAUUUUGGUCUUCGUCUCGUGGAAGCCACUGGGUGACCCACCAGCGAUUGCCAACUUGGCUCUUGGUAUUGUUCUCAUUGCAGUGUUUUUCAUCCAAGCCGCUUUCAACGCGUGGCAGGACUUUUCUUCCUCUCGAGUGAUGGCCUCGAUUACUGCAAUGCUUCCUGAGUCAUGCAUUGUUCUUCGCGGUGGCUCGCGCGUGGAGAUCUCGGCUACUGAUCUUGUUCCGGGAGAUGUGUUGAUCAUCAAGGCUGGUAACAAGAUCCCAGCAGAUAUUCGGUUUAUUGAAGUUUCGCAUGAUCUGAGUAUCAACAGAUCAGUCAUCACCGGAGAGUCGAAUCCAAUCAAGGGUAGUACCGAAAGUACCUCUGACAAUUAUCUUGAGACAAGAUGCAUUGGACUUCAGGGAACCCAUUGUGCCGCUGGAAAUGCACUCGGUAUUGUGGUUGCUGUUGGCGACUCCACGAUUUUCGGUCGAAUCGCGAAGCUGGCAGGUGAACCAAAGACUGGUCUAACAACAAUUGAAAAGGAAGUUUUUCGCUUUGUGGCUCUGAUCUUUAUUAUCAUGGUCACUUGGAUCAUUGUUCUGGCUGCUGUCUGGGGCGGCUGGCUUCAUAAAGUCCAUCCCGACUAUAUCAAUGUGCCGACACUGAUCGUGGACUGUGUGAGCGUGGCCAUCGCGUAUAUCCCCGAAGGUCUCCCCAUCGCCGUCACAGCCAGUUUGACCAUCACUGCAAAUAUCAUGAAGAAGAACAAGGUUCUGUGCAAAUCACUCAAGACUGUUGAGACUUUAGGUUCUGUUACAGUUAUCUGCACCGACAAAACAGGUACACUGACCAGGAAUCGCAUGGCUGUUACCGAUUAUGCCGUGCACGUAACGAAAUCUAUUCUUGAUUCAACAGGCGAACACACAGCGUCCAAACUGAAUGAUCUUGUUCUUCGACAAGUUCAAGCCGUCACCGGUCUUUGCAAUGCGGGCGAAUUUGAUACUGAAUCGGCGAAUUCUCCACUUAGCGAGAGGCGCAUCUUCGGUGAUGCCACUGAUCAAGCCAUUCUGAGAUUUUCUGAGAGCCUGGGAUCGGUGGCUGAGCUUCGCAGAUCCUGGCAAACACUUUUCACCCUUGGAUUUGACAGCAAGAAUAAAUUCAUGAUCAAGGUGAUUAAAGCGGCCAGCCCAGAGGCCCCCAGCCUCUUUCUCUCGCCUGAUGAGGCUGGGAAAUUUGGUCCUAGUGACGUGCUUUUUACCAUCAAAGGAGCUCCCGAUAUUUUGAUUGAGCGGUGUUCACAAGUUCUUCGUCCAGAUGGCGAAGUCAAAUCUUUGACGCAGGCUGAUCUUGCCGCCUUAAAGCGCCUGAAGGAUGAAUGGUCCUCUCAAGGCAAGAGGCUCGCAAGUCCUAGCUCUGUCGAAUUUGAGACUCAAAUGCUUCAUGAAGCUAGAACAGGUCUUACCCUGGUCGGAAUGGUUGGCUUGAUUGAUCCGCCACGAUCUGAGAUUCCAGAGGUCUUUCGGGUGCUCCGGCAGGCACAGAUCCGGGCUUUCAUGGUUACUGGCGACUUCGGACUCACGGCCCUUGCUAUUGCCCGCAAAUGCAAUAUUGUCACCAGCGAUUUCGUCCACGAUGUAUCCUCUCUUUCUAAAUCUCCUGUCUCAGAUGAGAAAGAAGGAUUGAUCUGCCAAUCUGCCUUGUCAAUCAGUGGACCAGAGUUGAUGACUCUCAACGAUCAUCAAUGGGACCAACUGUGCAAGUAUCCUGAGAUUGUCUUCUCUCGUACCACCCCCAAUCAAAAGUUGCGGAUUGUGCGUGAACUUCAGGCAAGGGAAGAGAUCGUCGGAAUGACAGGAGACGGUGUUAAUGAUGCCCCCGCCCUUAAAGCAGCUGAUAUUGGAAUCAGUCUCGCCAGCGGCUCAGAUAUUGCUAUCGAGGCUGCCGAUAUGGUGCUGCUGGAUUCGUUUGCUGCGAUUGUUGAAGCCGUACGCUAUGGGCGUGUGGUUUUCGAUAACCUAAAAAAGACAGUUGCCUAUCUUCUACCGGCUGGCUCAUGGUCUGAGUUCUGGCCUGUGUUCUGCAAUCUGGUUUUCGGAAUUCCCCAAAUUCUUUCUUCCUUUCUCAUGAUCAUCAUCUGUUGUUUCACGGACUGUGCCGCAGCUGUAGCUUUGGCAUAUGAGACCCCAGAAGCAGAUGUUCUGUUCCGACCCCCACGCCAUCCAAAAAAGACACGACUCGUCAACUGGAAAUUAAUGUUUCAUGCAUAUGCUUUUAUCGGCAUGAUUGAGACAGCUUUAUCGUUCACCAUGGCAUUCUGGUACCUGGAACGGAAUGGAAUCCAUUUCUCAGAUCUUUGGUUCAAGUUCGGAGAAUUGCCUCCAGGCGUGACAGAGGACUAUUAUACGGCCAAGGUCAAUGAAGCGAGUUCAAUAUACUUCAUCAAUCUCGUGGUCAUGCAAUGGUUCAACCUAAUGGCAGUCCGAACACGUCAUCUGUCAAUAUUUCAACAUCCUCCAGCAUUCAAUAAGCAGACACAAAACCUGUACUUAUUCCCUGCGAUUGCAUUUGCACUGGGAAUCUCGGUCAUCUGGCUGUAUGUUCCUAGCUUACAGGUCGUUCUGGAUACUUCGGGUAUUCCCGCCGAGCAUUAUUUCCUCCCAGCUGCGCUCGGCAUCGGGCUCUUGUGUCUAGAUGAAGGGCGAAAGGCUGCUGUUCGUCGUUGGCCUAAUGGAGUUCUAGCGAAGAUGGCUUGGUAA